GGCUGGUGUCAGGCAACAGCUGCAACAUGGUCAAGGUACCCACAGGGAUGUCUUCGAGUCGGAGGCUCAGCGAGUUAUGACCCAGCCGCCAUCAUCCGCCCUAUGAUCAUUGGGUUUUCCUCCUCGAUAGAAAGCAGAAGAAUGCGUGACUUGACCCUAGGAUUCCCAAUGCCUGCCGUUGCCGCUGCUACAGCUGGACUGGGUCUUCUUUUUGCACUUGCCAGCGUUGUCAAGCGCAAUCGUCUCACAGCCUUGGCCAGCGCGAUCCUGACGGCUUUAUCAUUCAUAUUCGUCGUAUCAGCGCUUGGCUGCAUCUUCUCACUGUUCGAGAAAAUCAGAAAAGAGUUGCCGAGGAGUACAGAUUUGCGGCUGGCUACGAACUUACGAGUUUUUCACGAUAUCUCAAUGAAAUAUGGGGCUUCUACUUGGACUCUGGUUGCUGCUUGUGCAAUGCUGUUGCUAAGCUCAGCAGUUUUCAUAUUUGCGUGGCUAGCUGAAUUACGACAGGCCCGACAGAAAGUCAGUGAUGAUAGUAGAGAAAAGGCUAGAUUCUCGCUAUCAGAGGGCAGACCAUCGGACGCGGGAUCUUGAGUGUUCGCAGUGUACGAAGAAAAGGCCUCGCUGUAAAAUUGAAAGU
Molecule: messenger RNA, 637 nt
Organism: Colletotrichum acutatum
Lineage: Eukaryota; Fungi; Ascomycota; Sordariomycetes; Glomerellales; Glomerellaceae
Exons: 2
Coding region: 103-591 (162 amino acids)
Source: RefSeq, a predicted model, not a curated record